GAGGAAAUAGAACUUAGAUCCUGAAUACAGCUGUAUUCAGAACAAAAGGGAGUGUUCUUCCCUUAUAUGUUGAUAAUUCUUUACAUUUAUAUUGAGACUUUUCUAAGGCAGUGGAGUAGAAGCACAAGAGGUAUCAAUGACAGAAGCUGGGGAUGACUGCUCUUUCUAUUUUCAUUCCACCUGUAUAAAGGGAUCAAAGUGCCGAUUCCGUCAUUGUGAAAAAGCUGUUGGCAGUGACACUGUGUGCUCAUUAUGGAGAGAGGGAAGAUGUUCCCAUCACCUUUGCAAAUUUAGACAUAUGGAAAUACAGCAAAAAUACAACAAGAUCUCAUGUUUCUGGGAAACACAGCCUUUGGGCUGCGUGAGAAUCAGUUGUGUCUUCCAUCACAAGAAACCACGUAAUAUAAAUGGACUUUUUUUGCCACCCAGUAGUGAUGCUACAUUACAAAAAGAAGUUGAGGAAGGGAUUUUACAUCUUGACCAAAAUCAAGAUUCCACAAAAGGUCAAGAAAAUACAUUAAGACCUAUUCACCCACCAUUGAUUAUUACCAUCAGUCUUGAAGAAGAUGACGAAGAAGAACAAGAAGAAAAAUAUGCAUCUUAUUUACUAUCAAAAACACCAGAAGACAUAGAAGAAGAAAGGGCAAUAAAGGAGAUGUGUUAUAAAUCUGGAGAAUAUUACAGAAUUCAGACGUCUCAGGAAAAUCACUUAACAAAAAACAAAACACUGGGGCUAGAGAAUGAAUUCUUCAAACACGUGGAAACUGGCAGAGAUUUACAGGAAGGUGAUGGUGUUGCAGUUCCAUCAAAGUUUAAUAUUAUUGAGCGCCAAUCAGAGAUAGCAUCAUCUUUUGACAGUAACUAUAUAUCUGAUCUCAGUGCUUUUGAAAAUGGAGGAGGUGAUUGUUAUUUGCCACACAGAAGUAUAUUUGUUGGUGAGAUACAAAGCAAAAUGUUCAGUGGAAAGAAAGCAUUUACUGUGCUGAAGUGUACAGAUAUUAAAGCUACAAACCAUGCGGAAAGUAUAAAGAAACAUCAUUUUAAAGGAGUCAAGAAAAAGAAAUGGCUACCUGAUGAAUCCAAAAACAUACCUAUUCCUUUGACGACAAAAGCAAUGCAUACUUCAAAUCCUAAAAGUAAAGGGAAUUCCCAACAAAAUGAUCAAAGCAAGAAUGCUGAGAAUGCUUCUUAUGUUCCUUCUCAGAGAGCCAAUGGGAGAAGCAUAUCCUUGAGUUCUGCCAUGGCUGGAAGGUCACCAAAUCUGAACUAUGGUAAAGUUGGUGUAGGCAAAGAAUCCAAGAUUAAUUUAGCUACAGACAGAUGCACUUCAGCAUGUAAUAUUCCAUCUUGGAGAAAAAGAAGCCCACAUAUUAAAGUAUAUACCAAAGUUGAAAAAACUCAUUCAGAACCUCGAAGAAAUGGAAGCAGAUAAAAUGGAAGCAAAUUUGACAGAUGAGGGGGAAAAAAAGAAUUGAUAUAUAGAAGUUAUAUAUUGCUGCUCUUAUGGUUUACCCUCAAAAGCAUAAAACAAGCUGUGAAUUCAAAUGACAUGCUCAUCAAGAAAUUAAACUGGAGAUGCAAGGUGACAAAUAUUAACACUCCUAAGUGCAGAAGUACAGAGCUGGUAAAAUGCAUUAAACUGUGUAAAUGAGG
Messenger RNA from Anolis carolinensis (green anole), 1653 nucleotides. RefSeq names its product chromosome 5 C12orf50 homolog (gene zc3h11d). The transcript has 12 exons. Bases 137 to 1432 code for a protein of 431 amino acids. Gene Ontology annotation, biological process: poly(A)+ mRNA export from nucleus. Lineage: Eukaryota; Metazoa; Chordata; Lepidosauria; Squamata; Anolidae. Gene Ontology annotation, molecular function: metal ion binding. The record is from RefSeq and is a predicted model, not a curated record.